ACCGUUAUGUCUGCUGUAGUGCAUAUACUAUCUGGAUGACCACACAAUCGGACAAUAAGUAGAACAGUCAUCUCUAUGUCUAAAAGUCUUUGUAGAUUCUUUACAAUUCAGUGCUUGACGAAGAUCGCUUUUCGUUUGGACUCACAUAGAGUAUUUUCAGUGAUGGCAGGUCAAGGAGCAGAAGGCUGGGAUGAGAAAGAGCCAGGUCGGCAGUGGGGUCACCAGUCUGGAGGUCGUCACAGUGGUAAUCAUGUCAACAGGGGUCGCAGGAACUACCACAGGGGUCGGAAUAGGGAAGAUGAAAGAGACAAAAAAGUAAACCGAUGGGGCCCAUCAGAGGGUGAUGACUCUUACAGAUCGCGAGGGUCUGCGAGGGGUCAUGGGGGUCGAGGAAGAGGGGGCAGACCCCCAGGGUUAAAGGGCAAGGACAUAGGCAUGUACUACGCACAGUUGUCAAAACAGAAAACUGAACAAAGGAUAAAAGACCAGAGAGCAGCUGUGACCUUGCAAGGGGAUCAGAAGAGGGUCAUAACCAGUCUACUCCAUGAUAUCCAGGCAAGCAGAGAAUGUCCUCCCCAGCCUGAUAGAUACACAGAGGAACGUGAUGAUGGCAGAAAUAGCAGAUUGAGCCCAGCUGAAGAGGAAAACUAUGACGGACUUCAAGGUUCAGCAAGCUGUGAUGUGGGACAUGGGAGGGGGAACAGGCCACCUGGUUUAAGUGGCAAACAGAUAGGCAUGUACUAUGUUGGAGAGUCCAAGGAGAAAGCUGAGCGAAGAAUGGCAGAUCAGUCAAACAGAUAUAGUGAGGAAAGUGAAGAUGACGAUAGCUUGGAGGAAUAUGAAGAAGAGGUUGAAAGUGAGGGGCCCAGUUCUGGAAGUGCAACAAAUGUGAGUCAUGAAGAUCCAACGGUGACAGAAGUUCUCCAAAUGCAGAUGGGGGAAGACUUGCUUGUAUCGGAUAACAGUGAUAUUGCUGGAUUUCAAACUGCCACCACAUCCUGGGACAAUGCAAGGAUAUCUGCUGACUUUGCUGCCAAACAGACGACCACACUUUACCAGGACAUGCAGGAAUUCAGAAACAAACUGCCUGCCUACACUGACAGAGAAGCCAUUGUUGAUCUGAUAAGCUCCAACAAGGUGGUAGUAUUGAGUGGUGAAACAGGCUGUGGAAAAACAACACAGGUCCCACAGUUUAUUUUGGAUGAAUUCAUAUCUCAGAACAGAGGGGCUGAAUGCCACAUCAUCUGUACCCAACCCAGGAGAAUUAGUGCAAUAUCUGUUGCAGAAAGGGUUGCCGCAGAAAGGGGAGAGAAAUGUGGGGAGUCAGUGGGCUACAUGAUUCGUCUGGAACACAAGCUUCCGAGAGAUGCUGGCUCUAUUCUCUUUUGUACGACUGGAAUCUUGUUGAAAAUGCUGGAAGGGGACAAGUCGUUAUCACGAGCCACGCACAUUAUCCUGGAUGAGAUUCAUGAACGUGACCUGCUGUCUGACUUUCUGAUCAUCGUACUCAAGGACAUUCUGACCUCCAGACCUGACCUGAAACUCGUGUUGAUGAGUGCAACACUCAACGCUGAGGCCUUCUCCAAGUAUUUUGAUAAUUGCCCUAUGAUAAACAUUCCUGGCUACACGUUUCCUGUUGAAGAGUUUCUACUGGAGGAUGUUAUAGAAAUGCUUCACUAUGAGGCCCCGUACACAAUGCAGGCACGGCAGCCGAGACGCAGGGACUUGAUCGCUCAACGAGAGAUGGAGGAGAGAGAGGUGUGGCUACGUAACCUCGAAGGAGGGGUCAACACUGACAAAAGAUAUUCGAGACAUACCAUAAACCAGCUACAGAGUCUGGACUUCAAUAAAGUGGACACUGAGCUCAUAUACCAGCUGAUAUGGCACAUAUCUUUACACAAGAAGGAGGGGGCCAUACUGGUGUUUGUUCCAGGAUGGGGUGAUAUCAAUGAUGUGUAUAAGAAACUCAUGGCAAACAUGGCAUUUAAGUCUGCAUCCCACUUCAGAAUUUUCCCCUUACAUUCUCUGAUGCCUACCAUCAACCAGAGGGAGGUGUUUGAGAGGCCCCCACCAGGAGUUAGGAAGAUUGUCAUAGCAACCAAUAUUGCCGAAACCAGUAUAACCAUAGAUGAUGUUGUGUACGUGAUUGAUGGGGGUCGUAUCAAGGUUAAAGGGUUCUCACCUGAUACCAACAUGGCCUCUCUGGAUUCACAACUAGUAUCAAAAGCCAAUGCCAGACAACGCAGGGGUAGAGCGGGACGAGUACAGCCUGGUGAAUGCUACCACCUGUACAGUGGCUACCAGGCCUCUAUCAUGGACAACUACCUGGCCCCAGAGAUACUGAGAACUAGACUGGAGGAGCUCUGCCUCACUAUCAAGCUGUUAAACUUGGGGAAGAUUGUGCCUUUUGUCCAGAAGGCGAUGCAGCCUCCAUCACUAGCUGCUGUGGAGAGUGCCAUAGUCAACUUGCAAGAUCUGAAUGCACUUGACAAGGAGGAGAAUCUCCUGCCCCUUGGGAAGCACCUGGCCCGCAUGCCCCUUGACCCCCACACGGGCAAGAUGAUCCUAUACGGGGCCAUGUUUAAGUGCCUCGACCCCAUACUGACCAUCGCAGCUAGCCUCAACUUCAAGGACCCCUUCUUUGCACCUUUGGAGAAAAAAGCUGAGGCUGACCAGGCUAGAAUGAAGCUGGCAGAGAACUGUCUGAGUGACCAUAUCACACUUGUGAAAGCCUACAAUAAAUGGGAGCGGUGUCGUAAGCGAGGGACCCAUCGCCAGUUCUGCUAUGACAACUUCCUGUCUGACUCCACACUUGUGAUGCUGAGGAAGAUGAGAGACCAGUUAGCAGAGGUCCUUCAUGAACUGGGAUUCCUCCGGGAGAGACAUAUAAACCAGUCAGAGGCCAAUGUCAACUCCGGGAAUGAGUCCCUGGUGAAGGCAAUCGUAUGUGCUGGGCUUUACCCAAAUAUUGGAAUGAUUGGGAAACUACCAAAGAACAAAUGGAGUCAGAUCCAGUUUCAGCUGAGAUCAGGGCGGUGCAAGCUGUUCCCAGGGUCUGUUGCCAGGGAGAUCAGAGACCCUCGGGCCUGCUGGGUGGUCUACCAUAAGAUCAUGAAGACCUCAGAUGUCUGGAUGUAUGACUGCAGUGUGGUGACACCAUACAGCCUGUUGUUCUUUGGAGGAGACAUCAAGAAAAUGAAUGCAAGUACCUGA
Messenger RNA from Dreissena polymorpha, 3213 nucleotides. Its product is annotated as ATP-dependent DNA/RNA helicase DHX36-like. Gene Ontology annotation, cellular component: intracellular anatomical structure; cytoplasm; nucleus. The transcript has 29 exons. Gene Ontology annotation, molecular function: ATP binding; DNA helicase activity; G-quadruplex RNA binding. The record is from RefSeq and is a predicted model, not a curated record. Bases 76 to 3213 code for a protein of 1045 amino acids. NCBI's taxonomy places the organism in Eukaryota, Metazoa, Mollusca, Bivalvia, Myida, Dreissenidae.